UUCGCCCCCGCCCCCUCCCCCUCAUUUCCGCUCUGCCGGGUAACCCCGGAAGCUGAGAGCGCCAGGCACCCGCCAAGAUGGCCGCGAAAUCCGACGGUGUGGGGGUUACCGGUUUCGCCCAACUGCACAACCUGGACGAAUCGGUGACCGAGGGGGGCGACGAGCAGCAACUGGACGGCGGGCCGGAGGCCAGCAGCUCUUUUCACAUCUGCCACUGCUGCAACACCUCAUCGUGUUACUGGGGCUGCCGGAGCGCCUGCCUGAGGAGAUCGCUGUGUAACCUGAAAGGGGGGGACCAUCCCGUCCUGGACUGUCUCUGGAUCGUUAUCGCGCUGCUCGUCUUCUUCUCGGAUGUGGGCACCGACCUCUGGCUGGCGGCCGACUAUUACCUGAAGCAGGACUACUGGUGGUUCGGCUUGACGCUCUUCUUCGUGCUGGUGCCGUCCGUCCUGGUGCAGAUCCUCAGCUUCAGGUGGUUCAUGCAGGAUUACGCCGGCGGGGGGCUCGGGGGUGUGGAGGGACUGAGCAGCAGGAGGCCCGGCGUCACCGGCUACAACCGCUGCUGCAGGACUUCGGUGUGGAUCUGGCAGUCGGUCAUUCACAUCCUACAGCUGGGACAAGUAUGGAGGUUUUACAGAGUUUCACUGAUGUCCACUCAUAAGAACAUGAUGGCCAUAUUGUUUUAAAAGUGCAAGUGUUCUAGGUUGUACAAGAUGUUCAAUGGCUUGAGCAUUCUGUAGUUGUAAUUGAGGGUGUAAGUAGUUAACAUUCAGAAAUUGUACAUCUUACAUUCCAGCAGUAAAUAAUGUAAUGAUCCAUAAAUGUAAAAAAAGCCUUUAUUAGUUCUCUACACAAAUUGACAUAUUUCUCUGGCCCUUUUAGAAUUUUCACCCUGAUAAUUUAAUUUAGUUUUUUGACCAUAUCUAAGAACUUUUUAAAACUGAGUGGUUGGACAAUUCGGGCAGCAUCAUGGGCUACAUAAACUUAAGAAGCCAAUGAACAAUUUUCCAAAGUGACCCAAAUUUAAAACUUCUAGAGCUUGGUGUUGCAGUGCAAAUUCUGAACCUCAUUUCUCUGGUUUUUGAACCUUUCACUUUCCUUUGUAACAGUCCACAGUUCCAGAUAGAACAAGCAAACAGGACAGUUAAUUAGAAGCUCUAAUUCCUUUUGUAAGGAAUUUUAGAAGGUAGUUGGGUGGUAUUUUUAACCUAAGAACUUGGGAGUUAGUUAGUUUUCUUUCCAUUUUCAAAACCACUAAGGGUGAACCUUUCCAAAUGUGAUCCAGAGUUACAAUGAAGUCAGUCAGAUGUUGUAGGUGUUGUAUGGACUUACUUUCUUUUGUAAAGAAGUUUUGAUUGAUCAAAGCAUGCAAAGAUUAGUUUAGAAGAAAUUGUCACUGGUAGCUACCUUUUUUCAGCUGUAUAAUGGUUUUAUGGACAAAGUAUAUGAUUAUAUGAAGUUGUAUAAUUGAUUCAACAGCUGCAAAAUUGUGAUUGCUUAAAAAAACUCAAAGUUGCACAUAUUUUAGAAAAACAACUUUUUUUUCAGAAGUCACCUGUAACACAUAAAAGGAUGAUGAAUUGCAUCUGCUUUGAAAUGAAAGAAACAUCCUACAGAUUAACAGACUUCUUUGAGUUCAAUCACUCGUUGCAAAAGCAGAAAGACCUAUACAAAAUUUGCUAAUUUCUAAACAUUAUUACAAUUCCUGCAGAAGUUUAAAAUAUUGAAGACACUCAACUUUGACUAUCCAAUGCUAGCCACUUGUGAAAGCAUGUUAUUUAUUCAUUAGUUAAAUGUAAAACUUGAUUGCCUGUUUUCAACGUUAUUGGCAGUUGCAGUCACAAGGAAAAAGUGAGCAGCGUCAAAAUUCGGAUAGCCAGGGAGUGAAGGAUAGAAUGCUGGAACUUGAUCUUUAUUUUGUUACUUUUAUUUUAUUUAUACAGACACACAUUGCAUACUAUGCACUUCCAACAAAAAAAUCAUCUUUCAGUCUGCUCCUCUCUAAUAUCCACCCCUUGAAAACUGUUAACACUCAAUUGAUACAAAAUUAACAGAUUCCCUUCUCUCUCUCCAAAUACGAUGUAAAAAAGUAAAUUAUAUGCACAACCAGAAUUUCAAACAAUUUGAUCCUUCAUGUCUCUCCACAAUUCAAUAAGAUCAUGGCUAUUCUUCUGCCUCAAUUUCAUCUUCCCACCAUGUCCUCAGAUCCUUUGGUAAUUGAUCUUGGCCUUGAAUAUACUCAGUGACUACAUUCACAGCUCUCGAGGAAAGAGAAUUCCAAAGAUUCACAGCACUUUGAGUGAAGAAAUUUCUCCUUGUCUUCAUCCUAAAUUGCCAACCCCUCAUUCUGAGACUGUCACCCUUAUCUCUCUUAACUUUUGUAAACUCCUCUUCAAGUACAUCUGCAUCUUUUAGCAGGACUUUUAACUGUUAACAAGUAAGGUGGACAAAUUGUCAAUGCAAGUUUAAGAAUUUUUUCCCCUCAUUUUCAUCACCUGACUCCAUUACUACUUGGCUAAAGCUCUGAUGAGAAACUUCAGAUUUUGUCAAGAGCAUACAAUAAUGUCCCGACUGGGUAAAUUGCAGAUCAGAUGGUUUCCGAAAAAUAAUUGCCUUGUCAUGUUCCAUGUCUAGUUUCAUUUAUGACCUUUUCAUGGAAGCUUUUACUCAAUAGUAUAGGUAUCUCACCAAGACUUUGCAUCCUCCAACAAUUUCACAUAGAAUCUCUGCUCUUUUGUAAUCACCAAACCUAAAGUAAGUAAUACUUCUAUAUUUCUCAACCUUGUGUCGACUAACACUACUUUUUAAAUUAAAACAUUUUAACCAGUCUAUGGUGUUGCUUGUCUUCUGACCCCACAUGCUCUGAUCUUGUCAUUAGUCCACUAUGUGGUGUUUUAUUGAAGGCGUUUUGAAAGUCCAGAUGUUGCAUCUACUGGAUUAUCCGUGUCUAUUCUUUCUAUUACCUUUCCAAAGAAUUCAAUAAGCGUGGUCAAAUUUAUCCUUUCCUUUAGAAAUCUGUGCUAAUCACCUUUUAUUAUACUUCGUAGUUUCUGCUCGUUUUCCUAUAUGAUCUUUUAGUAAAGAUUCCAUCAUUUUCCUAUCACCAAUGUUAAGCUAACUGGACCAUAGUUCUCUGAACUAUAAUAUUAGUUGAUCACUUGCCCUAUGGAGCUGUUCCAUUUUUCUAAAUAAAUUUUAUAUCUACGUAAUAAUGACUCUACUAUCUUUGCCCUAGCAUAUGAGUUUUAUGCUCCCUAAGUUUGAUUAGUUGUCCACCCACCCUUUCUGUCUCAAAUAUCUUUAUAUAUUUUUUGAUAUCUCACAAUAGCAAACUGAAAUGUCUGAUUCUCUGCUCCCAUUGACCAUCUUGUCCAGUGUUCUCAUCUGAUGUUAAUCUAUCCAACCUCUUCUUUAUUCCUUUCAUCUUUUCCAAUACUGUGUUCACCCUUGCCAUUUUGUUUUGCAGGUCCUACUGGCACAUUAGCAAUUGUUCCUUUUCUCAGCAUUUCCCUUUAGAAUGUUUGAUCACUCAUGAGCAAGAGUCAUUAAGACUCCAUUAUGGAUGAUUGUAUUGACAUUGGCACUGACAGAAAGAUGACUCAUGGUUAGCAUUCAAUGUUCCUUAAAAUUGUCUCCCUGCUAGGCAAAGCAUUUUGCUACUUGCCUUACCCAAGCAGCUACAGAAAUGUUAUGGCCUUUAUCUCUAAGUUAUACCUUUGGCCUGUUCUCCUCGUUUUCUCGAAGCCACACACGUUUCAUGUAAAAUCUUUAUCUUUUAAAGAACCUCAAACCCAAUGCUAAUUUCCUCUGAGCUGCCUUCCUCCCUCUUCCCUUAACCAGCAACUCCUCAACAUCAGUGAUUUCAAUCUUCAACUAAAUGUCACAGUUCAAUUUCCAAAUGAUUCACCUGCCACUUGAUAGCAACAGCACCACUGUCAACUUGCUUAAUCGCUCCCUCACCAAUGUUUUUGACACCCCUCGUUUCCAGUAAUAUGGUUACUGUCUCCCACCUUUCUUAUUCCCACAAUACAAUCUCUUCUUCCCUCAGUGGAGCAAACUUGAACAAACCUGGCAUACUUCUGGCCAAGGCAUUAAUUGCAAGAUCUGACUUGACUACAUGAAGGAUAGCAGUGCUUCACUAUCCCCAGCUGAUACUGCCUAAGAUUACAGGAUUAUUCUGGAAUCCAAUCUCCAUGACCAGCUGGCUCCUUAAUCUGCCCACUCUCUCCAUCCCCAUUAGACAUCCAAUUGUGAGGUGCCCAUGGAUUUUCUCAUUACCAAAAUUGAGAGACAAAUGAGCAUACGAAUUAGAAGCAGAAGUAGGCCAUUCAGCCCCUCGGGCCUGCUCCACCAUUCAGUAAAAUCAUGGCUGAUCUGUUUUGAAUUCCACAUUCCCAUCUACCCUAGAGACCAUUCAUAUACCUGUCUUGAAUUCAUUCUCCUGUUCCUCCUAAUUUCCUACCAACUCUAGCCUUAUCUUUCUGUCUUUCCUUCCCUAUCUCUCCCCUCUCUUUCCCAUAAAGCUCUUGUAUCCAUGAGGUCCAUCUCUUGCUUCCUUUGUCCCUUCCUUAAUCAACUUCUUGAUCACUCAACUUGCACCCAAUCAAAUGCUGGUUUUUAUUUACAUGCUACCAGCCUGAAUCUUGUCAGUGCAACUCUAGCGGUGGUUUGUCUUCCCUCUUCUGUAUUGUCAUAUCCAGAGACCAGCAAGGACCCACUAUGUGCCAUCUCCACUUCCUCAUCUGAAUACUGCCUCGUGGUGACAUCAACUGUAGGCAUGGAGUCAGCUUGACUUGGUGCUGGUAAUUUUUUUUAUUCAUUCACGGGAUGUGGGCUUUGCUGGCUGGGCCAGCAUUUAACAUUCUUGAACCUGUUGUUUGCUGCUCUUUGCCAACUUAAUUGACAACCACACUUGAAUGAGCCUUCAGUCCAACAUGAAGGAAAUAAAAGUCAUUAUCUCUGGUCCCUGCUGCAAGCUCCACAUCCUUGCCUCCUCAGGCAUUAUAUUGGGCUGAAGCAGGCCAUCUGUAGCUUUGUUGUCCUGCUGAAUUCUGAGUCAACUUUUAAACUCCAUAUCCUUUCCAUCAAAAUCGCAUUACACCCACAAAUGCACUGUCCCACUGAAGCCAGUCUGAUGUUGAAACCCUGAAACAUGUCUUUGUCACCUCCAGACUUUACUACUCUAAUGCUAGUUUCCGAUCUUCUACAUUUUUAAACUUUCAAUUUUUGCCAAACUCUCCUCUCUAUCCUUUCCCACACUAGUCUUUUUCUCCAAAGCCCCAUCCUUGUUGACAUUGAUUCUUUAUGACAUUUUCCCACUUUAUCCUUGAAAUUUCCUCCAUCCCAAUCCUACCUAUCAUCUCCCUUCUUGGCUCUGCAUUGUUUUGUGGCAUCUGAAGUGCUAUGGGAUUCUUUCUUUAUAAAACAAGUCAUUAGCUUCACCUCAUUGAUCCAACAUAGUUCUCCUAUUUGAUACUGGAUGACAAUAAAACUGCAGAGUUCUUAUCUAGGUUUUGAACCCCAACUGCAUGGGAGAGGAGGACAAGUGACUCUCUUUUGUUUGAAAUGGGAGGGAAUAAAAGCCUAUGCUUAAAAAGAAAACAGGUGGGUGGGAGAUCUUGGGGAUGAAUCAUUCUGAGAUGUUUUGGAGCCAAGAAAUGAAGAAGCUCAAAUAAAUGAGGGCGGGGAAAUGAUCAAAAUUCCAUGCCCAUUGGCCAAUGUUAUACGUUAACUGCACAAGUUUGAUUUUACAGGAAGAAGCUUCUCUGAACAUACAGCAAAUGUCAAAGUUGGAACUUCACACGGAUGGAUUUCUGUGGGAGGUGUGAAAUUACAGGAGGGCUAAUAUGCAAAUGUGUGUAAUUAACAAGUAUACUAUUUUCAGGUUGGAAGACAGGAGCUUGUUUAUGAAGGAUAUAAUUCAUUUUGUACUCAGACGAGAGUUUUAGAAGAGAAAAAAAAUAACUGUUCAGUUUUUUGAGGAGCUUAAUAGAUUGUAGAAUGGGCUAUGAUACUGAAUAUUCUGCAAAUAAAGAAAAAAAUCAAUUGUU
This is a messenger RNA of Carcharodon carcharias (great white shark), 6050 nucleotides long. It is a transcript of the gene xkr6b, whose product is annotated as XK, Kell blood group complex subunit-related family, member 6b. Gene Ontology annotation, cellular component: plasma membrane. The record is from RefSeq and is a predicted model, not a curated record. Gene Ontology annotation, biological process: apoptotic process involved in development; engulfment of apoptotic cell; phosphatidylserine exposure on apoptotic cell surface. Lineage: Eukaryota; Metazoa; Chordata; Chondrichthyes; Lamniformes; Lamnidae. The coding region runs from base 78 to 686 and encodes 202 amino acids. The transcript is spliced from 2 exons.